This is a messenger RNA of Folsomia candida, 971 nucleotides long. RefSeq names its product PAXIP1-associated glutamate-rich protein 1. NCBI's taxonomy places the organism in Eukaryota, Metazoa, Arthropoda, Collembola, Entomobryomorpha, Isotomidae. The coding region runs from base 155 to 655 and encodes 166 amino acids. The record is from RefSeq and is a predicted model, not a curated record. The transcript is spliced from 3 exons.
CACAACGUGGGGAAUGAGACUUCGGAUGCGGCAAGUUUUUUGUCUUUUGUUGACUCAAGUUUUUCACGGAUCUCAAAUUUAAUUAGUUUACAUAGAAUAAUAGAUAAGUGUGGGAUUGGUUAUCUUUUUGGGUGGGUGUGACUUGGGCUGGAAGAUGGGGUCCAUGGAUGAUGACGAAGUCCUUGGAGAAUGUUCAGAUGAGGAAGAGUACAACCGAUUGGGAAUCAGUCAUGGGAGUCUCUGGUCGCCCAAAUUUGAGGAGAUCGAAGCCCUCUACACAACCAUCAAAGCGAACAAAGUAAUCGAUUUGGAGUGGAAAUGUGUCGGACGACGAGAACCUGGUCAGGUUUUGGAGGAAGCCGUAUCCGAAGCAGAAUUAAAUCAAUUAUCUUUAACAGUGAAAGACUCGGAAGGGGACGACUUUGCAUUCGACGUUGACGAAGACUCUCCAUCCUUAAAGACGUCGAAAUCUGGAUCCAUUUUUAAGACUAAGAUGAGCACGAAGCGAACGACAACGUUGGCCGGCAUUUUGUCGAACAUGGAGAGACAUCGGAUUAUCGAGCGACAAGAUAGCAAUAGUCCGACGACGACGCCUGGGGGAGGAUCUACUCCUGGCCGUGGGAGGAAUCAAAGUGGUAGUGGUGGUGGGGAUUAAAUUACCUGGUGUGAUACCCAAGUUAAGUUUGAAAUUAACUAUAUUUUGAACUUUUGAUGUAAUAUUACGUUUUGUCAUACAUACAUUCGCUUCAUUUAGUAUGAAUAAGCGAAUGUACACUAUUUAUAUUUUUGUACAAUUAUUAACCUGAAAUAUGCAAAAGUAGUAAAAUAAUAAAAUAUGCGAAUAGUGACUCAAAAUUAUCACAUGAACUUCCAAAGAGUAAACUUUGUACGUAUUUAUAUAGCAUUUUAUGAUAUUGAUUAUGAUAUUGAGUUCAAAUUGAAAUAAUAAAUGUUUUUAACGUGACACUAAA